AUGUUGACGGUACCAGAAGCAAUUCCGCCACUAUCAUCACUGCCGCUGAACGAGAGCGACCCCCCGAACUCGGCAUGGGGCCUCUGGGGCACCGGUCCGGACAGUGCACUUGGUUCCCUGAAUUACCUGACUGAUGAGCUCGUAGCCAGGACAGUCAAAGAGGAGGUCCGGACGGGAGAGCGUGUCGGCUUGAACUUGCCACUGGACUUCUUUGACCCUCCGCUGCUUGGAAGAGCAGGCUUUGAACAAAAAGUCAUCGAUAAGGACCCCUUGGUGGUCAACGACGAUGUGAUCUCAUUCAACACACAGGGGAGUUCGCAAUGGGACAGCCUUCGACAUUUCGCCUAUCAGCAGCAGAAGAAGUUUUAUAACGGGACGACUCAAUCUCAAAUCCACGAAGGGCCUCGAACAUCGAUCAAUGACCUGCAAUCUUGGAGCACAAGGUGUCUUGCCGGCAGAGGCAUUCUGAUCGAUUACAUUUCGUAUGCGGAGAGGAAAGGAAUCCAAAUUGACCACUUCACACCGCACGCAGUAACACUAGAUCAUGUCAAGGCUGUCAUGGAGGAGUCGAAGAUCGAGAGUCGGCCAGGUGACGUGCUGUUCCUCCGAACGGGUUAUGCUGAGGCAUACGCGAAGCUUUCGACUGACGAGCGAGUCAAGGUGGCCGGUGUUCGAGAGUGGACUGGCCUGGCGCAGGGCAAGGCUACGACGGAAUGGCUAUGGGAAAGUCAGUUCGCUGCUGUCGCUUGUGAUGCUCCUGGGUUCGAGGUUCGUCCACCCACAGAGAAGGAAUGGCAUUUGCACCCGAUCUUACUUGCAGGCUGGGGAACGCCAAUUGGCGAGCUGUUUGACUUGGAAGGACUGUCCAAGAUGUGCAAGAAGAAUCAGCGAUGGUCAUUCUUCUUCACCUCGGCGCCGCUCAACUACACUGGUGCUGUAGCUUCUCCGCCCAACGCUAUUGCCAUCAUGUAG
Cyphellophora attinorum is the source of this 972-nucleotide messenger RNA. RefSeq lists its product as uncharacterized. Gene Ontology annotation, molecular function: arylformamidase activity. The transcript has 2 exons. The record is from RefSeq and is a predicted model, not a curated record. NCBI's taxonomy places the organism in Eukaryota, Fungi, Ascomycota, Eurotiomycetes, Chaetothyriales, Cyphellophoraceae. Bases 1 to 972 code for a protein of 323 amino acids.